Punica granatum (pomegranate) is the source of this 3408-nucleotide messenger RNA. Lineage: Eukaryota; Viridiplantae; Streptophyta; Magnoliopsida; Myrtales; Lythraceae. The record is from RefSeq and is a predicted model, not a curated record.
CACAACAAAUUUUAUCAUUGCCCAGUGAGUCCCGGUAUUACUUAUAACUCGGACACGAUGAGGAUGAGAGAUGUUUGGGUCUUCCCGUUCCUCUUCCUCUUCUCAUCAGCUUUCUCGAUCACCUUACCCCUCCAUUCUGUAUCAGCUGCUGCUGUUCUCACCACAUCAUCCCGACAUUAUUUGAGCAACAUCGGCGAGCGUGAUGCCUUGCUUCAGUUCAUCAACUCAUUCAACAUCACAAAGAAUGCUUCUGCAGGAUCCUACUGCGAUGAGCUCUCCUCCGUUACUUCACAUUCGAAGACAGCCUCAUGGAAGAACGGGACAGAUUUCUGCUCAUGGGAUGGGGUCACAUGCCACAUCGCAACAAAUCAAGUGAUUGGCCUUGACCUCAGUUGCAGUUGGCUCCGAGGAUCCCUUCAUUCCAACAGCACCCUUUUCUCCCUUCCCAGUCUUCGAAGGCUCAACCUUGCUGGUAAUGAUUUCUCCGGCUCACCAAUAUCCCCCAGCUUUGGUAUCUUUACUGGAAUGACACACCUCAAUCUCUCAUAUUCCCGAUUCUCGGGAUCUAUUCCUCUGGAUGUGAUCUCUCAUUUUUCCUUACUAAUUACACUCGAUCUAUCUCACCCAAAUACUCUAACAAUAGGAGAUGAUCAUAGUUUCAGAAGGCUUGUGGGUAAUCUCACUCAGCUGAGAGAACUUGCUCUCGAUGGUGUAGACAUGUCCAGAAUCUCUCUGGUUUCCUUGUCCAACUUGUCUUCCACUCUGACAUCUUUGAGUCUUCAACGAUGCUCUCUCACGGGCACUCUCCCAAACGACAUCUUCCAUCUCCCACACCUCCGCAGUCUCUCUCUUUCCGGGAAUCUUGGUCUUAUGGGUACUCUCCCCCAGACAAACUGGAGUAUCAGUUCGCUCGUCUCCUUGGUUUUAUCGGACACAAAGUUCCACGGGCCAAUUCCCGCUACUGUGGGGAACCUGACGUCCAUGAAAAUUUUGGACCUCUCUUAUGCCAAAUUUACCGGCCACAUCCCAUUGACACUAGGAAACCUUGCCCACCUCACCUACUUGGACCUUGGUGCUAACAUCCUCGGUAGUACCACGGAAUUUGAAAUGUUUGCAAGGCUCAAAAGUCUCGAAUAUCUUUCCCUUUACAACCUCUCUGUGUUGCUGCGAAGUAAUGGCAAUUGUUCCUUCCCGAUGCUCAAAGUUUUGAAACUGUCGAGAUGCAGAUUGACCAGCACCACAUUCCCAUAUUUCUUGAGUUCUUCAGCUGAGCUGGAGGAGUUGGACCUUUCUGGAAGCAUGAUUGGUGGUAAAAUUCCUGAUUGGAUUGGGAGAGUAGGGAGGGACACAUUGACACGGUUGGAUCUCUCAUCCAACAAUUUCACAAGAGAGAUCCCAUCCUCAGUUUGCCAAUUGAGUUCACUAAAUUAUUUGCACCUCUUUGAUAAUGGAUUCAGUGGCAGCAUUCCGAGGUGCAUUGGAAAUUUAAGCAACCUCUUGACGCUGGAUGCCUCAAAUAACAGUUUCAUUGGAGAGAUCCCAUCUUCAGUGUGCCAAGUGAGUUCAAUUAUAGUUCUACGACUCUCAAAUAACAGACUUGACGGCUCCAUUCCCAGUUGUUUGGGAAAUCUAAGCAACCUCUUGACGCUGGAUGCCUCAAAUAACAUUUUCACUGGAGAGAUCCCAUCUUCAGUAUGCCGGGUGAGUUCAAUUACGGCUCUACGACUCUCAAGUAACAGGUUCGGCGGCACCAUUCCCAGUUGUUUGGGAAAUUUAAGCAGCCUCGAAGACUUGGAUUUGGGUGACAAUCGAUUGCAAGGUCGAUUGCCCCAGUCUCUUGCAAAUUGUACAAGGUUAGCCGAAUUAAAUGUCAGUUACAAUAGAAUAUCCGACACUUUCCCACAAGGGUUACUGAAUGCUACCCUCCACAGCUUGAUUAGUCUAAAUUUGCAGUCAAACAAGUUUCAUGGGGACAUUUCUCUUGAGCUCUGCAACGCCACUCAGCUAUAUCUCAUCAACCUCUCCAACAACAGCUUGACUGGCACUAUUCCCCCCUGUCUCAUAAAUCUAAAUGUAUCUGUAUUGGUCCUCUGUGCAAAUAAGUUUGUUGGUCAGAUACCGGAUGUAUUUUUCCCUGGAAACAUGUUGAGGACAAUCCGCAUGAGUCGAAAUCAACUUGAGGGUACUUUGCCACGAUCUUUGGUACAUUGCAAGAAGUUGGAAGUUUUGGAUCUCAGUCAGAAUGAGUUGGGCGGCCGCUUCCCUUAUUGGUUGGACACUUUUCCAAAUCUGCAAGUACUUGUCCUGAGAUCCAACAAGUUCCAUGGGCCGGUUAAGAGUUCUAGCAAAAGUGAUCAUCCCUUCCCCAAAUUGCGCAUUUUUGACCUCUCUAACAAUAGACUUUCGGGUCCAUUGCCAGCUAAGUAUAUCGCCAAACUAAAAGCCAUGAAAAAUGAAGAGAGAAGCGGUUUACAUUAUAUGAAUGAGAAUAGCUACUAUAAAGAUGCCAUUGAGGUGGUCAUAAAAGGAAUGGAGAUUGAGCUGGUGAAAAUUCUGACUAUAUUUACAACCAUCGACUUCUCAAGCAACUGCUUCGGAGGAGAGAUUCCAGAAUUAAUUGGAGAUCUGAAGGCACUCAAGGGACUCAACUUUUCUCACAACAAUUUGACUGGCAGCAUCCCUCCUUCUGUUGGGAAUCUAACUAAUCUUGAGUGGCUGGACCUCUCCUCAAACAAGCUCAACGGGGAGAUUCCUGGAGAACUUGCCGAUGUUACGUUUCUCACCACCUUGAAUCUCUCAAACAACCUACUUUCGGGACCAAUUCCCAAGGGCCCGCAAAUCGAUACAUUCGUGCACUCGUUUGAUGGGAAUCCUGGAUUGUGUGGCUGUCCAUUGCCAAAGGCAUGUGGGCUGGACGUGCCGCAGUCACCGCCUACAACUUCUCCUGCAGAAGAGGAAGAGAAGGAAUCUGCACAUUGGAUUGAAUGCAAGGCAGUGGCAAUCGGCUAUGGAUCCGGACUUGUUAUUGGGAUAUCAGCCGGGUACGUUAUGCUGGAAAUUGGGAGGCCAAGAUGGCUGGUGAGAAUGGUUGAGAGAUGGGUGGUGAAAAUGGUUGAGAGGAAAAGACGCAGAAAGACAACUACGCUGAAGAGAGAUGCAGCUCCAAGAAAUCACCCGAGGAGGAGCACCGGGGGCCUGUAAGAUGGGAGGCCAGUAGAAAAAUGGUGCAUGGAGGCUUCCAUCGACCGAGGAGAAUGGCAAUUUAUCAGUGAAGAGGAAAGCUCAAGAACUUUAUUCCUUCAGCAACUUUUUCUUUUUUUCCCAGUUUCAAGUAAGAUGAUGUAAUCAUGUGUAUCGUCAUUGUGCACAAUAAAUUAAAGUGUCUGAAUAAAAAAGCCUUCUGAUGCA